Molecule: messenger RNA, 10638 nt
Organism: Nothobranchius furzeri (turquoise killifish)
Lineage: Eukaryota; Metazoa; Chordata; Actinopteri; Cyprinodontiformes; Nothobranchiidae
Source: RefSeq, a predicted model, not a curated record
GAGAGAGAGAGAAUUUGUAUUCUGUCAAAGUUGUAAUAUUACUUCAUCUACUCUUGAGAGGAGACUCCAGGUAAAAAUAGACUUGUGGGUGUAGGUAUGUUCAAGUUUAAAAAGUUCUUGCCUCAUUAAUGUAUUGUUUAUUUUUUUCAGCAUUUAAUUGACAAAUUAUCCUUUCAAAUAAUUAAUUGAUGAGUUACAUCAUUGUCCAUUUAGAAUUGUUGAAUGGACUGAGUCAAGUUUGGUGCACUUUAUAUAUUUCAAAACAUGUUUUUUUUAUUUUCAUGAUGCAUAUAAAUAAUUUAAAUGUUAAUUUAAUGAAAUAUUUCUAUUUUUUCAUUACCUCACCCUUGUUUUGACGAAAACAGGACCUUGCUGGAUAAUAUCAUGGAGAGACUAUUUGUUCACAGUACAUGGCUCAGUGAGGAUCUGUAUACCAAAGGAGGAGAUACUCAGAAAUCUGUCUGCAGAUUGUUACAACCCAGACUGGAAGUGGUGGGCUGUAAUAAGAAAGGAGACCAAACAGAGAAGUGGGGGUUCAACAGCUGAUUUAUUUAACCAAAUUAAGGAUUUACUAAAUCUGAAAUCAGCUUUAGUCUUCAGUUUGUUCUCAAUGUGCAUGGCAUAACGGAUGGUGGCCCUCGGUAGUUUAGAAACUCUGGAUACGGCCCUGCUGCUGUCUCUCAUCAGAAGCCACGCGAAGCACCGCAGCUAGAGAGGAAGAAGCCAGUGGCUUUUCAAAAUAAUGUAAAAAAUUUAACGUUUCUUGAUAUUUAAAUUAUUUCAAACUACGAUUAUUGUAACUACAGGGGUCCAACAAAGAAUGGCCACGCAUCAUACUGAUGUCUUCGGAUGUUUAUUUUGCUCUCUCUCUCUCAUUGUCUUCAGACACCGUGAAAACUGAAGAAACACAAAGUUUACACCAUAACUGUUUUAACUUAUCAGUCUCUCAUAUCAUUGUCCAUAAACAGUCUCGAGCAAGCAGAACAGAAAGAAAAUGUGCAAUAAUGAAUCACAAAAAUGUCCUCUCAUUACCAGUGUAGAACACAUAUGCAACAUUAUACAAACAUUAUACAUGAAACCAUACCGUUUGCGCCUCUUGGACCACAUGCAGAAUGACAUUAACGUCGAGGCUAUAGACGCAUCUGUAGCCAUGUAUCCAUGCUAUGUUACAGUUGCAGUUACAACAGCAACUGUAAUCACAUAUUUUAAACAUGUUUUUUAAUCAUUGUUACACUUUUAUCAUCUUAUCUAGUAAUUAAAUGAACCAAAUUAAGCAUCUCUCUAUCACAGAAACAUUUGAAAUAAACAACUUUAUUUUAACUGUCUCAGGGACAGUUACAAUUAUGGUUAGCAUAAGUGCGCAAAUAUAGGCUAUAUGUGUCACGCCUUAAGUUGUUGUACAGUAGUGUAACGGGUUACGAUUUGUUGUGGUUGGACUUUUAUGUUGAAGGGAUGUUCUUGGCCGGCUGUGUGCAGAGUUCCGGUUCGGUUGUUUAGAAGAAAACGAGCUAGUGUGAUCGGAGAUCGUUAACGGUGUUUCGGCUGGAGUUAAGACGUUGGCUGCGGCCAACAGUAACCCGGAAUAAAGAUCCGAAACGGAAACAACAAGUUGGAGUCAUUAGCAUCUUUUAGAAAAGGCAACAAAAGUGUGUUUUAUAGGUGUGGUGGCUUUUGUUGAGCCGUGGCGGUGCGACACGAACUAGUUUAGCCCAGCAGAAAGGCCCCGCGGCUGGCUGGACCCAGCACGACACAGCAGCAGAGCGAGUCCACAUCCAGAAGGCUGGAGCCGUGUUUCACUGACAGGCUGUCAGACUAACGCCCUGAUGAGCUCAGCUGGGACAAACUGGUCUGAUGUUUAGGAACACAGAACGCUCAGAUGUUGGAGCUUCACGUCACCUACUGAGGACCACCAGUAAAGAGACGGCGUCUGGACCAGACCAAAAUGUUCAGCAAAUGGUGCUGAUUUAUGAAGCAGCCAGCUCCUGAAGAACUGAGGCCUCUUUUGAACCAGAAGGACAUGGAGCCCCUUGACAUGAAGGAGGAAGAGGAGGAGCAGCUUGAUGAGAUUAAAACUGAUGCCACCAACAUUUCAUUCUCUGCAGUUUCUCAUCAGUUUAAGGUAGAAGGAAGAGAAGUUCUGUUGUCACAGUUUGAUCAGAACCAACCUAAAGACAGAGAUCUUCCAACCAGCAGCACCACUGACCAGAUGAAAGCAAAAAGUGAUAGAGAGGACUAUGGAGGAGCAAAACGUACCAGGAAUCUAGAUCUAAAACUUUAUAAAGAUGAUUCCAACUCUUCAGAGACUGAAGUCAGCCAAGAUGAAUAUGAUGACCAGGAUGGCAACAAUUCUGACUGUCAGCUAAAGCCUUUUGCUUGUGAGCUCUGUGGGAAAAGAUUUUCCCAAAAGACACAUCUGAACAUUCACAUGAGAGUCCACACAGGACAGAAGCCUUUUGUUUGUGAGCUCUGUGGACAAAAAUUUACCCAAAAGUCAAGUUGAAACAGUCACAUGAGAGUCCACACAGGACAGAAGCCUUUUGUUUGUGAGCUCUGUGGAAAAAGAUUUUCCCAAAAGACACAUCUGAACACUCACAUGAUAAUCCACACAGGACAGAAGCCUUUUGCUUGUGAGCUCUGUGGACAAACAUUUGCCCAUAAGGGAAGCUUGAAGAGACACAUGAGAGUCCACACAAGACAGAAGCCUUUUGCUUGUGAGCUCUGUGGACAAGAAUUUAGCCACAAGUGCAAUUUAAACAAUCACAUGAGAGUCCACACAGAACAGAAGUCUUUUGCUUGUGAGCUCUGUGGACAAAAAUAUAAACUUAGGCGUAAUUUUGAAGUACACAAAAAAGUCCACACAGGACAAGAUAUAUGUGCUUGUGAGCUCUGUGGACAAAGAUUUGUCCGAACUGAACAUUUAAACAGACACAUGAGAGUCCAUACAGGACAGAAGCCUUUUGUUUGUGAGCUCUGUGGAAAAAGAUUUACCCAAAAGGGAACUUUAGACACACAUAUGAGAGUCCAUACAGGACAGAAGCCUUUUGCUUGUGAGCUCUGUGGACAAAGAUUUAGUCAUAAGACAAGUUUAAACAGUCACAUGAGAGUCCAUACAGGACUGAAGCCUUUUGUUUGUGAGCUCUGUGGACAAAGAUUUGCCCAAAAGGGUACUUUAGACAGACAUAUGAGAGUCCAUACAGGACAGAAGCCUUUUGCUUGUGAGCUCUGUGGACAUAAAUUUACCCAAAAGUCAAGUUUAAACAGUCACAUGAGAGUCCACACAGGACAGAAGCCUUUUACUUGUGAGCUCUGUGGACAAAGAUUCGAACACAAGGGAAAUUUAGACAAACACAUGAGAGUCCAUACAAGACAGAAGCCUUUUGCUUGUGAGGUCUGUGGACAAAGAUUUAGUGUAAAGUCAAGUUUAAACAGUCACAUGAGAGUCCACACAACACACAAAGCAUCAGUUUAACUCCAAUGAUUAUUAUUGUAAUUCUCACAUCUUUAAUGUUUAGUUUAGUUGUUUAGUCAGUGGUUUCAGGUUUGGUUGGUCAACACAAUCCUCCCAGACCUCCUCCAAGUGAAACUGUCCCACAUGAACGUGCCUGACCCAAUUCUGACGGACAGGAAGCAGAAAAUGAGGGUGGGGAAGAAUGUCUCUGACCUGCUGACCAUCAGCACCAGUUCUCCUCAGGGUUGUGUUCUCUCCUCUCUGCUCUUCUUCCUGUACACCAACGGCUGCACUCAAACCACGAGUCUGUUGUAAUGUGAUGAAGGAGCUAUUCCACCAAAGGUUUUUUACCCUCUCUCCUUAGAUGCCUCUGACAGAACUAAUCUGCAUGAGACUGCCUCAAGGUCAUGCAUUUUUUUCUUAACUGCUUCCUUUCCAGCCCAAGAGAAGAAUGAAGACAAAUAACUCUUUCUUUUUAAUAAAUCAAAGAACUCUAUUUUUAAUAAAGCUAAUCAAACAAAGUGUUAGUCAGUAAUAUAAUGUUGACCAAUAUGUGAAAUGACAAUGUUAUGAUUAAUAUGUUUUAAUAAGUAAUAGGACUUAAUCUAGCUGCACUAGUCAUGCUGAUCACACGUAAUGUAAACGCAUGACACAUUGGUUUUACUCAUCCAAUCAGAACCAACCUUUCUGAAGCGUGGCAUAAUCUCUGUGGUGUUUAUAAAUCUUUCCCAACUUUGAUUCGACCAGAAAUCAAAACAUCCAGAUUGAUAAAACCAGUACCCACGCCAUCAUAGGGCAGUUCACCGCAUUCUAACAGAAGUAUCAGACCGGCCACCCGGACUUCCUUUUUAAGCAAAGAACCAACAAGCUGGAUAAAAUCUGUUGCAUUUUACCAACCAAGCAACGGUUCCUUUCAGAAUAAAAGCUGAACUCACUGACCCUCUGGGUUCAUCUGACGCUGUCAACCAACUGUCGCUUUUUACCUGAGACAAUCCAAAGACUAGUCUGUUGUACUGCUGGCACUGUUUCAUCAGCUCCGGUACCAAAGGGGGGCUCGAGGACCUGGCAUUCUGGAUCUGUACGGAGGUCUCAUCUGAAGGGUAUGUGUGGAGCAACAACAUGGCGUCUCAUGUGUUUAUGAAACUCCAAUCAUAGCAAAAGCAAAACAGCACAUCACUCAGACUUGCUUCUCCGGAUACGAGAGUUCUGAUGACAACAUCACUCACACAUAAACCAUUCAUCUCACGUCUCAUCCACACCAAGAUCCGUCCAUUCACUUAGAGUUUAGAGUUAGUCUUGUUUAAAAUUGUUUAGAAAUAAACCUUCUUAAACGUUUUAAAGGUGACUCUCUCUUUUGUUGUCUCUCAGUUAAUAUGUUUACAUAAUCCCUGCAAUAAAAGAUUCAAUCGUCUGGUUAAAAGUACCCAAAGAUCCAUAAGAUUGAUUUCAUAUUUACUAUGGAAUCUCAUGUCUUAUGGUUCAUUAAAUAGAUGUAAAUUAACCCUUGUCACUGUCUAGCUUAACAAGUUUGCGGACAACCCCACCGUCAUUCAAUUCAAGUUUAUUUAUAUAGCGCCAAAUCACGACAAGAGUUGUCUCAAGGCACUUCACAUAAUAAACAUUCCAAUUCACAGUUCAUUAAGCCAAUCAGAAAUAAUGUGUCCUAUAUAAGGAACCCAGCAAAUUGCAUCAAGUCACCUUUACAGCAAUCCUCAUACAGAGCAAGCAUGCAGCGACAGUGGAGAGGAAAACUCCCUUUUAACAGGAAGAAACCUCCAGAGAAUCCUGGCUCAGUAUAAGCAGCCAUCCUCCACGACUCACUGGGGAUGGAGAAGACAGAGCACACACACACACACACACACACACACACACACAAUAAUGUGUCUAUAGCUCUAUUGUGAUAUCUUAGUAAAUAUUCUAUUUUGUGAGAUAAACUUUAUUGUAUUUAUCCUAGUGGAUCUCUAAUUAAACGGGUAAACUAGCAAUAGCACGUCCAACGUCAAGGAAAGCAAAAAGUUAUCAGGAGAGGGAGAAUGUUUAAGUGGUUUAUCAUCUGUAGGCAGACUCAUCGGGGAUGCAUCUCCCAGUCCUCCAGAAAAACUCCUGCCUGCUUCCGUCUUUUUCACCUCAAAAGUAACUUUUUAACUAGCAGAUCAAAUUGAUCUAUUGACCGCAAAAAAGCAGAGUGUGCGCCGCGCUGCACUGCGCGGCUGAGCCAUUGGCGAGUGCUGCUGCACGAGUGCGUCCACACGUCAUGCUCAAAUACAGACAGAACUUACCAGAGAGAAAAUGAACGGACACGAAUGACUGUGUGUUAAUUAUAUAUUUUUUGGUGACACCACUUAGAUCUGCACACUGUGGCUGUGUGCAGAACGCAGCUGGAGUUCAUGAAUAAUCAGCGGUCUGCCUGCCGCUCUGCUCUAAAGAAUCCCCGCUACGCUGAGUCCAUGUAAAUAAUACAAUAUAGGUAGAAACUGGAUCUCUUUUGUGCUCCUUCUGGGUGUGUAAGUUAAGGGCAUCAGGGGAGCCUGACAACCUUUAAGGAGAACCAAGGUGCUCUCCUGUAAUUUGAACCCAGUAUCCAACUCCGAAUCGGGGCUUGGAUCGGGAAGUAAAGCCCGAGUCCCGAUCAGUCUGAAACCACGUGAUCGGGGCCGAUUUCCGAUCAUGUGAUCGGAUCGGGACAUCCCUAUCAUCCACAUAAAGCUUUUAUUUUGAAGGUGCCGCUAACAGGAUGUGAUGUGUGGAGUGUUAAGAGGGAAGAGAGGGGACAAAGUAGCUGGAGUGUGUAAAACGGAACUAAUGGUGGCAUUAAACACUGACCCUGAUAGUUCACGGCUAUCGUCCGCCCUUGAGUGGAAACAGCUUUACAUCCUCUCUAGUCUCUCUUCCCAUCUAACACUUUAUAAAUAAACUGAACUGAACUAAGAACAUCAAGAGGGAUGAAAUCAUUUGUUCCUCCAGAGAACUGAUUGUUGAAUUCCAGUAACAGAUGGAUCAGUUUUCUCUUUGUCCCUAAAAACCUGCAGCUGUGUGAUUCCAGCUAAAUCUGCUCUGUUGAUCGUUUCCCUCAGACCUUCAAGUUUCUCUUUCCACUGUUAUUGGUCUCAUUCUGUCACCUUUUGACCUGAACCUGUGAUCCACACCUUCAUCUCUUCCUUGUUGUUGCUGGUCCAACUCCAGUCCAGUAGGUGGCGAUAACGCGCCUUCACGCUGCCACAUGACCGGAAGCUGUUAUCAGAGCUAGCUCUUUGUUAGCUACCAGCGCUAGCUUGCUGUGCUGGUGUGUGAGGGGAACCUCUGAGGCUCUGCAGCAACAAUGUCUUCCGCUCAGUCUCUGAGAGAGGUGAUCAGAGAGCGGCUAACUGCUGCUGCUGCAGAAAUCUUCUCCGAGUUUGAAAAAACCAUCGUCCGCUACGAGGAAGAGAUCGAUCGUCAGCGCAGACUGCUGGAGAUCAGCUGGAAACCACAGAUCAACUUACACAGAAUAGAACUCCCACUGCAUUAUGUCAGGACAGAUGUGGAGGUUCAGACUGACCAGCAGCUCUGGAACCAGGAGAGGACCUCCAGUUUGGAGCAGGAACAAGCAGAACCUUUACAGGAGGGACCAGAACCUCCACAGAUGAAAGUGGAGCAGGAUGAGCCAGAACCUUUGCAGAUUGUAAAACAAGAGGAGCUCUGCAUCAGUCCGGAUGAAGAGCAGUGUGUACUGAAGCAGGAGACGGUGACCUCCCUUGUGACUCCUGCUGGUGAGGAAAGAGACCACGAUGAAGCAGAACCAGACAGACACCAACUCCUUUUGUCACUGUUUCCUGAGGCUGAGAUCAGAGCUGCUGCUGCUCCGGGGUCAACAGAACUUCCACAGCAUCAUAUCUGGAAAAAAGAAGAGGUUCUGACUGACCAGAAGCUCUUUGACCAAGAGUCAACCUCCAGUUUGGACCAGGAGGAACCAGAACAUCCACUGAUCACAGAUAACCAGCCAGAAUUCUAUAUCCAUCAGCAUGAAGGGCAGUUCUUUUUGAAGCAAAAACAUGUAACCUUUGUAGAGACUUCUUGUAACGAAUCAGACUGCCAUGAUCCAGAACCCAACAGGAACCAACCCUUGAGUCAGAAUUCUACAGAAGCAGAGAACCAAGAUCAGGGUGGAUGCAGGAAAGAAAACUCCGAAUCAAACAGCAAUGAAGAACUGACACGUAAUAAAAGACGUUUGCGAAGCGAAGAUCACAGAAACAAUGUAGAUGUUCAGACACUAAAAAAGCACAAGAGGGCUCACAUAGGUGAGAGGCCAUUUUAUUGUAAGCUCUGUGGAAAAUCUUUCAGUCACAAGUCUUGUUUAUGUCGUCACAUGAGAAUUCACACUGGUGAGAAGCCAUAUCCAUGUAACACUUGUGGUAAAUGUUUUAUAUUCAGUAGUGACUUGACUAAACACAUGAGAACUCACACAGGUGAGAAGCCAUUUCUAUGUAACACUUGUGGUAAAUGUUUUACUGCCAGUAGUAACUUGACUACACACAUGAGAACUCACACAGGUGAGAAGCCAUAUCCAUGUAACACUUGUGGUAAAUGUUUUACUAUCAGUGGUCACUUGACUAAACACAUGAGAACUCACACAGGUGAGAAGCCAUAUCCAUGUAAAACUUGUGGUAAAUGUUUUACUGCCAGUAAUACCUUGACUAAACACAUGAGAACUCACACAGGUGAGAAGCCAUAUCUAUGUAACACUUGUGGUAGAUGUUUUACUGCCAGUAGUAACUUGACUACACACAUGAGAACUCACACAGGUGAGAAGCCACAUCCAUGUAACACUUGUGGUAAAUGUUUUCCCGACAUCAAUAUCUUGACCAAACACAUGAGAACUCACACAGGUGAGAAACCAUAUCCAUGUAAAACUUGUGAUAAAUUUUUUAGUGACAGGCGUGGCUUGAUUUAUCACAUGAGAACUCACACAGGUGAGAAGCCAUAUCCAUGUAACACUUGUGGUAAAUGUUUUACUGCCAGUAGUGACUUGACUACACACAUGAGAACUCACACAGGUGAGAAGCCAUAUCCAUGUAAAACUUGUGGUAAAUGUUUUACUGCCAGUAGUAACUUGACUAAACACAUGAGAACUCACACAGGUGAGAAGCCAUAUCCAUGUAACACUUGUGGUAAAUGUUUUACUGCCAGUAGUAGCUUGACUAAACACAUGAGAACUCACACAGGUGAGAAGCCAUAUCCAUGUAACACUUGUAGUAAAGGUUUCACUGCCAGUAGUGACUUGUUUUCUCACAUGAGAACUCACACAGGUGAGAAGCCAUAUCCAUGUAACACUUGUGGUAAAUGUUUUACUGCCAGUAGUGACUUGACUAAACACAUGAGAACUCACACAGGUGAGAAGCCAUAUCCAUGUAACACUUGUGGUAAAUGUUUUACUGCCAGUAGUAGCUUGACUAAACACAUGAGAACUCACACAGGUGAGAAGCCAUAUCCAUGUAAAACUUGUGGUAAAUGUUUUACUACCAGUAAUAUCUUGACUAAACACAUGAGAACUCAACACAAGUGAAAGGUAUUUUCCAAGUUUUGUCUGUAUGAGAUUUAGCCAGAUAGUUUCUUUAAUUUCUUUUUGUAAAUAUAAUUGAUCACUGAGUUUUUCAUGCAGGCUGAACAUGAAAAAAGUCUCCUACACCUUUCUCCUGCAUUAGCUUCUGAUAGAAAAUAGAUUAAACUCAUGUAUUUGAAAAGCCUCACAGAUCUUUGCCACACUGUGAAUUAUCAUUCAUGGACUCGACGAUUUUGAUUCACGACAGGGAAGACUGUUGUUGUUUUAACAUCCGGUAAUCAGCAGUGGACGUCUCGGCUAGUUUAAGCUAACUGUCAGCAUUAGCAACUACACUUCACAGCAGAAGGUCCUCCAGGCUCGUGUUUUUUGAGAGAUAAAAUAUCCAUGUUGCAAGUCAGUGGUAGAGUUGCAUUGCUGUUAUCCAAUCCGGGGCGAGAUGUCCACAUUUCAGGAAAUAGGACUCAAAAACCCGCCGUUUAAAGCUCAGCACUGAUGUGAGAAAAUUUUAGGUCUGAGAAAUGGUGCAACAGUAUAUUUGUUCCCCCUGAGAACCAUUUACGAGGUAUUCAAUCCUACUAGAGACCACCGCACUGAAAAAAAUGUCACCCACUCAUUGAACACAUACACUAAUUUCAAAGCUCUUUUAAAGGCACACUGAGAUUUUUUUAAUUUUUAAAUCAAAUUCUAUGUAGUCUAUUAACAAAUUAAUCUUUUUCCAUUGAUGUUUGUAAUCGUUUAUUCUAACUUAGCUGGAAAUUUUACAUUUUAAUAUACAUAAACUGUGGUUGGCCAAUAUUUUAAUUGUUUAGCAUUUUUCAUUAGUCUUUAUUUUCAAGUUUAUUUUUGUUCUGUUUAGUUUUAGUUUCAUCAACUUUUUAGUUUCGGUUUAGUUUUUAUUAGUUUUAAUCAAUUUUUUAUAGGUUUUUGUAAUAUUAAGUUACAUAUCAGUGACAAGACCGGUAGUCUGAUACUGAUAAUAGAAAUUGCUGUGUGUAACCAAACUUUUCAAAACCAUAUUCUUUUUGAACAGGUGAGCUACCAUACAUUCCAGGCAGAAUAACAAAAAAUGAACUGAACAGGAUACAAACCAGCUGCAGAAUGCAUUUUCAAAACAGCAAGUGUAUGUAGGUCAACAGAACUUGCAAUCUCUGAAGUAAAUUAGAUUAAAUAUGAAUAUUAGGAGACAAAAAGUUAAAUGCUGGUUCUACAGUUCUGACAAGACAAUGGAACUGACUGACAAUACAUUCACAAAAACCACAAUAGUGCAGGACACUCCUGCACUAUGAGAUGGACACGUUAACAGCUUGUGUGAAUCUCAGACUAGCUGUUAACUCGUUCAUAUUUUCCUACAAACUGAGGUCAUCCAAAUAGCAUGACAUGGAUUGUUCUAAACGUUUGAACAGAAAUCCAGUUCAAAAGAUCUCAACUGUUCGUGUGUUUCAUGCUGUGCUGAUACAUGUGUGAAUAGAGCCAACCUGACCUGCCACUGAAACGGACUGUCAAUACUGCAACAUAACAGUCAAGCCAUCAUGGGUACAAUGUUUUGGAUACUUUUUGCACAUAUUCUGAUUGUCAAUCACAGUUGUUGGAAGCUUGUUUGAUAUGUUUUUGUAAUUUAGAUUUCUCUUAAUAAAUAAUUUGGUUUUUAAGA